GAAAAUUUUCAAAUAUACUUUAAUUAUAAUCAUUAAUAAUUAGUAUAAAGAAGUAACCUCGCACGAGCCAAAAUUCAUCUUGAUUUAACUUAAGAUUUGAGGAUGCUUUCGUCAUAAUGACAAUAGUGUAUUAUUGGCAAGGGCUUGGUUUGUCGUCGCACAUCAAAUCGGUGGAGGCUUAAAACUAAUCUUGCUGUCGUAUUGUAAACUCGGCAUAACGCUUGUGCCGAGGAAGCCGCCACCGAACAUCGUGUUAAAAGGCUAAUUAGGAAAAAGUAGGGCCUACGUGUGCGAGUACAAAAAUGGAAUCGAUGCAGAAUGCGUAUUCGAGAAAAGUUCACGAUUCUUACGAGGAUGAAGAGGAGAAGAAACAUUUUCAACGUAUUGUUUCAGCGUUCAGACACUACAAAUCUCAUUCCCUGCAGAGAGUUAAAAAGACAGAAUCUUAUCUAUUAUCCUUACCGGUGCAUCAUCAAAAACUCUUAUCAAAAUAUAAAGAACAUCUUCAGGAAGUCAAGAGAUGUAUUGAAUAUAACAACGACAUAAUAAGGCUCAUCAUAAAAGAUGUAGCUCAUAUUUUUGAAAAUGUGAGCCCGGCUAGUGCACAAAAUGAUAGUACACAGAACACCCGACCUGUACUGGCUGACCAAGAAAAAGUACAAGCUACUAUUAAACAAUUAGUUCGUGACUGGAGCGUGGAAGGAAGUGAAGAACGUAAAGCUUGCUAUCAACCUAUCAUAGAUGAAAUAACUAAUCAAUUUCCAUUAGAUAAAUGUACUCCAUCACAAGUGCAAAUUCUAGUACCUGGUGCAGGAUUGGGUCGUCUUGCGUAUGAAAUUGCAAGGCGUGGUUAUACUUGCCAAGGGAACGAAUUUUCUCUCUUUAUGCUCUUCGCAUCACAUUUUGUAUUAAAUAAAUGCAGAGGUAUAAAUUCAUAUCAAGUGCAUCCAUGGGUACACCAAUAUAUGAAUAAUUUAAAACCAGAACAUCAAACGCAAGCUGUUUUCUUCCCUGAUGUAAAUCCCAGUGAUCUUCCAGAAAAUGCACAAUUUUCUAUGACGGCAGGAGAUUUCUUAGAAGUUUAUACGGAAGAUGACCAUUGGGAUUGUGUUGCUACAUGUUUCUUUAUAGAUUGUGCAAACAAUGUGGUACAAUUUAUAGAAACUAUCUAUAAAAUUUUAAAACCGGGAGGAAUAUGGAUAAAUCUUGGUCCGUUGCUGUAUCAUUUUAGUGACAUGCCUAUGGAAGAUUCAAUCGAACCAAGUUAUGAUGCGGUCCGUGAUGUUAUACAAGGUUUUGGUUUUCAUCUUGAGAAAGAAGAGACACAUAUGAAAACACGUUACGCGCAAAAUGUGAACAGUAUGUUACAAUGCGAGUAUAAUAGCGUUUAUUUUGUAUGUCGGAAACCUAAAAGACAUAUUAAUAUAUUGGGUCAUCAAAAUGGUGCUGAAAGUAAUGGCAUACAAGAACAAGAACAAGAAAAUUAAAUCUUGACAAAUCUAAUAUGUUUUACUCAUGAGGAAAAUUGAUGGAAUUGUACAAGGACUAAAGUACUACAAUUUAUACAGAACAAAUUCAAAGACAACCAUAAAAUAUUUAACUUCUGGUAUUGUAAAACAAUUUCUGUGAUUCAAAAGCUUAUUUGGAUACAAAUAAGUGUUAUUUCAUAUUCCCCUGAGAACUAAAUUUUUUUUAACAUCUACAAGUUUCUUUAAUAGUACGAAACUAAAUAUAAUUAAUAACUGCAUAGAACAGUAACUUUUAGUAACAAUUUGACAAUUUCCCUAAUGAGUCUUACAUUUGUGAUCUAGCAUAAUAAUUAACGUUUAUUUGUUUCCAUCGUGUAUCAAUAGCUAUGACAAUGUAAAAUAUGACCAUUUCCUCUUCUGCUCUCUUCUGCUGUUUAGUUGGGAAUAUUUCGAUUUACUAAAGUUAGUAAUAAUGCUAAUGACAUAUCUUUACAGGUGCUAACGAAGCCUUAUUUAGUUUUUUCUUUAUCCUUGGUCAUUAUUGCAAAUAAUGAAGACAAGUUAAAAAAUCAAAUUAAAUUAAACGAACAGACAAAGUUUCAUCGGAGAAGAAACUACAGCUUAUAUAAAUAAAUGUAUCAUUUUUCUAUAUUAUCAUUAAUUCCUUUAAAAAAUUAUUGUAAAAAGCAUGUAUAGAGAAUGAUAUAUAAAUAAUCACUGAAAGUUUUUACUUCGUUAUAUGUGUUAUUAUUCAGAUAUAUAAUUUUGUAAUGGCAAAUGUGGAAGUAAAUACUUUUCAAGCGUUUUUUUCUCUCUAUCUUUCUAUUAUGUUCGUAUUAACAAUUAUUUUUUAAAUACCUUAUACAAAUUGAACUCUCUCAUCAAAUACAAUUAAUGUAUUGUCUUAUUUUUAAUAAAUCUCAACAAAAUGCAAUGAGAGGAUAACAUAUCUAAUUUAUAUAGGUUUUGUAUUCUAAAUUAAUUCUUUUACAGAUCAUAUUCACCUUUUUCGGCAAAUCAAAUUGACUAGCCAACCACACACAAUUAGGGGUUAAAUUAAUUUCCUAUUUACAGUA
Polistes dominula (European paper wasp) is the source of this 2545-nucleotide messenger RNA. RefSeq names its product protein-L-histidine N-pros-methyltransferase CARNMT1. Gene Ontology annotation, cellular component: cytosol; nucleus. Lineage: Eukaryota; Metazoa; Arthropoda; Insecta; Hymenoptera; Vespidae. Gene Ontology annotation, molecular function: carnosine N-methyltransferase activity. Gene Ontology annotation, biological process: carnosine metabolic process. The record is from RefSeq and is a predicted model, not a curated record.